Messenger RNA from Debaryomyces hansenii CBS767, 660 nucleotides. RefSeq lists its product as uncharacterized. The record is from RefSeq and is a predicted model, not a curated record. Lineage: Eukaryota; Fungi; Ascomycota; Pichiomycetes; Serinales; Debaryomycetaceae. Bases 1 to 660 code for a protein of 219 amino acids. The transcript has a single exon.
AUGGGCAUAUCCGUCAACUGGGAUCCUAUUGAGAAACCUUUGACAGAAUUUUUGGAAUCAUAUUCGUUUACUUCGAAUUUAAUCUUGACUCCUACAAGCAAAUUUAUUACAGAGUCAUUAAUCGUACUAUUUUUCAUCGUAUUGAGCUAUGAAACGAUAUAUUGGACAGGUAUUCACUUGAAUUUAUGGGAAUAUCAUGCCAAAGAUAUAUUUACCGAAGUACCAAUACACUGUGCUCAUGUAUAUUUCAGGUUGAAUGUAAUCAGUGCUAAAGACUUGGACCAACUUGAAAAAUAUUACUCUUUGAAGCAACAUAGUACAUUUAAUAUACUCAAAUGGAACGAGUUAAAUCAAUUAGGGUCGAGUUUAUUUAAGCUAAGGAAAUUUAUCAGAUAUCACUUCGAAUUCAGUCCUGAAGACUUCGAAAUGAAUGAGAAUCCUGAAUUUGGUUCCACCGUAAUUCACUUAAGACGCAAAAUCUUACAACUUUUUGAAAAUUCGAAGAUAUAUAAGGAAUUUCACGAUAAAGAAUAUAAAGACAGAGACGUUCUCAUAUUUAACAAGUAUGAUAAAGAAAUUGAUCACAAGCAAGAUUUAUGUUACCUCAGUAAAUGUAAUAUUGAAACUGGCAAUGUUAUUGAUUGCAUAAUCAUUUAUUAG